This is a messenger RNA of Myotis lucifugus (little brown bat), 1203 nucleotides long. Its product is annotated as telomerase Cajal body protein 1-like. Gene Ontology annotation, molecular function: RNA binding; protein binding. Gene Ontology annotation, cellular component: Cajal body. Gene Ontology annotation, biological process: Cajal body organization. The record is from RefSeq and is a predicted model, not a curated record. Lineage: Eukaryota; Metazoa; Chordata; Mammalia; Chiroptera; Vespertilionidae.
AUGGACAAGUUCAAAACCUGUAAAAUCAAGCAUGGCGCUAGCGCCCUCUGCCCCCGAGGCUGUAAGUGGGCCCCUGAUGGUUCCUGCAUCUUGACCAAUAGUGCUGAUAACAUCCUGCGGAUUUAUAACCUACCCCCAGAGAUGUACAAUGAAGGGGAACAGCGGGAAUAUGCAGAAAUGGUCCCUGUCCUUCGGAUGGUGGAAGGCGACACCAUCUACGAUUACUGCUGGUAUUCUCUGAUGUCUUCAAGCCAGCCAGACACCUCCUAUGUGGCCAGCAGCAGCCGGGAGAACCCAAUUCACAUCUGGGAUGCAUUCACUGGAGAGCUCCGGGCUUCCUUUCGCGCCUACAACCACCUGGAUGAGCUGACGGCAGCCCACUCACUCUGCUUCUCCCCGGACGGCUCCCAGCUCUUCUGUGGCUUCAACCGGACUGUGCGUGUCUUUUCCACGGCCCGGCCCGGCCGUGACUGUGAGGUCCGAGCCACGUUUGCAAAAAAGCAGGGCCAGAGCGGCAUCAUCUCCUGCAUAGCCUUCAACCCAGCCCAGCCCCUCUAUGCCUGUGGUUCCUAUGGCUGUUCCCUGGGCCUGUAUGCCUGGGAUGAUGGCUCCCUUCUCGCCUUGCUGGGAGGGCACCGAGGGGGCAUCACCCACCUCUGCUUUCACCCCGAUGGCAACCGCUUCUUCUCAGGAGCCCGCAAGGAUGCUGAGCUUCUGUGCUGGGAUCUCCGGCAGCCUGGUCAUCCAUUGUGGUCCCUGAAUCGUGAGGUGACCACCAAUCAGCGCAUCUACUUUGAUCUGGACCCGACCGGGCAGUUCCUAGUGAGCGGCAGCACGAGCGGGGCUGUCUCUGUGUGGGACACGGGCGAGGCUGGGAAUGAGAGGAAACCGGAACCUGUGCUGAGUUUUUUGCCUCAGAAGGACUGCACCAAUGGAGUGAGCCUGCACCCCAGCCUGCCUCUGCUGGCCACCGCCUCCGGUCAGCGUGUGUUUCCAGAGCCCACGGAGAGUGGGGAUGAGGGGGAGCAGGAGGUGGACCUUCCCCUGCUCUCCAUGCGCCACGUCCACCUUGAAUGUCAGCUUCAGCUCUGGUGGUGUGGGGGGAGCCCAGACACCAGUAUCCCUGAUGCUCAACAGGGUGAGAAGGAACAGGGAGGGACAAAAAGAGGUGGGGGUGAGUUUAUAUAAAAAGGUUUUAUAUGA